CGCACGGGAGCGGCCGGGGGACCCCGGAGGCGCGCUGCAAUCUCCCGAAACGAGCUCCUGGGCACCGGCUGCACCGCGCCUGGCCUUCGGCCUGCGCCCGCCUCGGGACCAAGGCCGGGGCCGGGUUGGCUGCCGGGGCCGCCGCGGGGGCAGGCGGGAGGGGCGACAGCAAACCCGCAUUCAGUGCCGAGCGCUCUGCGGAGACCGGCUGCAGCGGAGGGAACCGGGCCCGCUGCUCGGGGCCUGCCACCGCCCAGCUGCGCGAGUCCCCGGCGCGGAGGUGAGGGCUCGCUGCCGCGGGCCCGACGCUCCCUCGCGGAGCACCCGCCAGCGCCGGAGGGGUCCCGGGCCGGGCCCGGCGGGACUUCGCUCCUCUUGCCGCACCGGCGGCACCGCAGCAGUUUCCGGCCGGGCGCGGCUGCCGGCUGAGGAGAAGGGGAUGAAAGCUGCUGUCAAGCACUCUGGUCGAGGAGCGCUGCUGGCAGGUGCAACAGCUUUUAUUGGGGGUCUGAUGGGAGGUCCACCUGGAAUCGCUGUAGGAGGUGCAUUUGGUGGCUUACUUGGUGCCUGGAUGACGAGUGGACAGUUCAGGCCAGUCCCUCAGAUUUUACUGGAAUUGCCUCCUGCUGAGCAGCAGAAACUCUACGAUGAAGCUGUUGUUAUUCUCAGGAGCUUAGACUGGACUGACGUUGCUCAGCUGACUGCUCUUGUAAUGGGAAAUGCUAGUCUCCAGCAGAAGUUGACAGCAGUGCUGAUAAAUUACCUCUCCAAAGAGCUAAGAGCAGAGAUACAGUAUGGAGAAUAAACCUUUCCAGAGCAGGCUUUU
This is a messenger RNA of Pezoporus occidentalis (night parrot), 826 nucleotides long. RefSeq names its product protein C19orf12-like. The transcript is spliced from 3 exons. The coding region runs from base 440 to 805 and encodes 121 amino acids. Lineage: Eukaryota; Metazoa; Chordata; Aves; Psittaciformes; Psittacidae. The record is from RefSeq and is a predicted model, not a curated record.